GCUUGGGAAGACUUGAAGGCCGGCCCGGCUACUCACAUCUCGACGGGAUUGGGAGCCCUUGAUCGUGCAUUGCUGGGGCUUGAUUCAACUGAUUCGAAAGAUGCUGUGCUGCAGGGGGGCGUCAAGCGCGGCCAGGUAACUGAGAUAUGGGGGCCCCCGGGUUGUGGUAAAACUGCAUUAGGAUAUCCCCCGUUAUCACCGCCAUCCACUAAUACAACCCGAUUGUGUCCAGACUGCUUUCAAAAAUUACAAACUCAGAGAAUAGCAAAUGUGCUGAAAUGCGUCAAAGAGUCACGACAUUUGGCGGGAACAGGGGAUACGCAAGACGUAGACCCAAGCAAGUUGGUUCAAUACUCUUGCAUGACACUGCCUCAUCUGCUUGCUUUUAUAUCUCGACCAACAACAACUACUAUUGCUUCGGAUGUGUCGCUUGUUAUUCUUAGCUCUCCAUCGGCCUUGAUUAACUCAUCUUUGCCAAGGUCAUUGGAAGGGAGAGGAAACCCAAAGCAAGCAAAGGGUCCUACUCCAUCUUCAAAACGCCUACAAGGGUUACAGUUUAUCAUCAACACGUUGCAAAAGCUCGCCGCAACUAAGAAUUGCGCCGUUGUCUUACUAUCGCAAUGUGCAACAAAGAUGAGAAGCGAGCAGAAACCCACACUAAUUCCGGCCAUCAACACCACGGUGUGGGAGCAAGGCGUGUCUACAAGGCUAGUUCUAUUUCGGGACUGGGCGUGGACUGCAAACAAGUCCUCCAGCGUCUUUCUAGCAGGCCUGCAGAAGAUUGACGGUAGGGCGGUUCAAGACGCCGUCGAGCAUGUAUCUGCAUUCAAAGUUGAGCCUACCGGCAUAUCAAGUGUCCACUACGAAGUCAGUGACCCGGGCAUGGAGGUGGCGGCCGUGGCACCCCGUCCAAAGAGGAAACUGGGGCAGACGGAGCUGGAGGUGCCGGACAGCGACGACGACGAAGACUACGGCUGGGCAGACGAAGACGAGGAUGCAUUGCCACCGCCGCCGUCUCAAUGGCAAGGAAGCGAGGACCUGAUUCUAGGUAAAGAGGCCGGCUUAAGCGAAGAGGAGCCGGAUGAA
Molecule: messenger RNA, 1086 nt
Organism: Trichoderma virens Gv29-8
Lineage: Eukaryota; Fungi; Ascomycota; Sordariomycetes; Hypocreales; Hypocreaceae
Exons: 4
Biological process (GO): meiotic DNA recombinase assembly; reciprocal meiotic recombination
Cellular component (GO): replication fork; Rad51B-Rad51C-Rad51D-XRCC2 complex; Rad51C-XRCC3 complex
Molecular function (GO): four-way junction DNA binding; crossover junction DNA endonuclease activity
Source: RefSeq, a predicted model, not a curated record